Messenger RNA from Monodelphis domestica (gray short-tailed opossum), 5398 nucleotides. Lineage: Eukaryota; Metazoa; Chordata; Mammalia; Didelphimorphia; Didelphidae. The record is from RefSeq and is a predicted model, not a curated record.
CUAUGAUGAAGUGCUGUAUUCUGUUACAAGAAGCUCCCUGAAUUAGAAAUGAGCUGCUUCCCUCAACCUCAUCUAGUAAGUCAGCAGGGAGAAGGUGCAGCCUGGCCUGUUGAAGAGAGGCUGCUCAUCGAGCAGCUACUGGUACCCCUGAUCACUGCUACCUCCUGGGCCAUUCUCCUGAUCCAUCUGUCCUCUGCUUCCCAGCAGCCCCGAGCGUGGUCUCCAGUUCCGUGAGAAGAUCCCACCUCUGGAGUAGAGGUCCUGCCGUGGCCUGAGAAGGCUCGUCUCCACUGUUUGCUCAGCAAGCGCCAGGCCAGAAGACAGCCUGGAAAAAAGGAAGACGGCACCCGGUGCAAUCACGGAUGUGGGUAAGACCUCGCAGCUGCUUCGGGUGCACAGUCCUCAGCAAUGAAUCCCGAGGAACGGAUCGUGACAUGGCUCAUCUCUUUGGGAGUUUUAAAUUCCCCCAAGAAGACCAUCUGUGAUCCGGAGGAAUUCUUGAAGGUGUCUCUGAAAAAUGGGGUAGUGCUAUGCAAACUGCUAAACCGGCUUGUUCCAGGAGCUGUGGAAAAGCACUGUCAGGAGCCCCAAACGGAAGCUGACUGCAUCAGUAACAUUAAGGACUUCCUCAAAGGCUGUGCAUGCCUUCAGGUGGAGGUAUUUGAUCCUUGUGACCUUUACACAGGCAACAAUUUCUCCAGAGUGCUGAGUACCCUUUUAGCUGUCAACAAAGCCACUGAGGAUUACCAAGUUUCAGAAAGACCAUGCCAGCCUUUCUCUUCCAUUAGUGCAGUUUCCAGUUCUCAGACGAACAUCCCAGGAGCGAUUUCUAACUCAGCACCAGUGCUAAGAAGACAUUCAAAGGCAGCGGAGAUGACUGAAAAUGGGAACCACCAGCUGGUAGUAAGGGCAAGAUUCAACUUUAAGCAGACCAAUGAAGAUGAGCUGUCAGUAUGCAAAGGCGACAUCAUUUACGUCACUCGAGUAGAAGAAGGUGGCUGGUGGGAAGGCACUUUGAAUGGGAAAACUGGCUGGUUCCCCAGUAAUUAUGUCAGAGAAAUUAAGCCUAAUGAGAAACCUGGCUCCCCAAAGAUGGUAAAAGGACUUGACACUCUUCAGCUUACCAAGAAUUACUACAGUGUGGUUUUACAGAACAUCCUGGAAACGGAACAGGACUAUGCUAAAGAGCUACAGUCACUUCUUGGGACUUACUUAAGACCUCUUCAGUCCAAUGACAAGUUGAGUGCUGUGGAAUUUGCAUCUUUAUUGGGCAACUUUGAGGAAGUGUGCACAUUUCAGCAGACCCUGUGCCAGGCCUUGGAGGAAUGUGCAAAACUUCCAGAGAAUCAACAGAAAGUUGGAGGCUGCCUGCUGUCUCUCAUGCCUCAGUUUAAAUCUCUGUAUCUCACUUAUUGUGCUAAUCAUCCCUCAGCUGUGAAUGUCAUAACUCAGCACAGUGACAGUUUGGAAAAAUUUAUGGAGAGUCAGGGAGCAGCCAAUCCAGGGAUUCUGCUUUUGACAACCAACCUCAGCAAGCCCUUCAUGCGCCUGGAAAAAUAUGUGUCUCUUCUCCAGGAACUGGAGCGGCACAUGGAGGAAUCUCAUCCGGACCACCAGGAUGUUCUAAAAGCUACUGGAUCAUUCAAGUCACUGGUGGCCCAGUGUCAGGACCUGAGAAAGAAAAAACAGCUGGAGUUGCAGAUUCUUUCCGAAACCAUUCAGGGCUGGGAAGGAGAUGAUAUCAAAACCUUGGGCAAUGUCAUCUUUAUGUCGCAAGUAAUGGUGCAGGGUGGCACCAGUGAGGAGAAAGAAGAAAGAUAUUUCUUGUUAUUUCCAAGCGUUUUACUCAUGGUUUCAGCAAGUCCUCGGAUGAGUGGCUUUAUCUUUCAGGGAAAACUCCCAAUUGCAGGAAUGAUGCUGACAAGACUGGAUGAAAGUGAAGGUGGUGACUAUGCAUUUGAAAUAGCAGGUCCCCUGUUCGACAGGAUGAUGGUGUUCUGUUCCAGCAGCCAGGAUCUCCAGGAGUGGCUGGAUCACCUGCACAGACUAAUCAGGGGCACUGGCUCAGGCAGCGUGCUUGUGAAAACCCAGUCAUGGAGCGCCCAGUCUGUAAGCACUGGGCUUGGUUCUGCCCCUGGGGAGUCUGAUGAGGUCCAGGUAUCGAUGAGUGUCUCUGCUUCCACGGCAAGUCCCGUGUGUCGCGCCAUGUAUCGAAGACGUCUGAAAAGCCGCCAGCAUGUGGCCUGUUCUUCUAGUGCUGCCGGACAACCUCGAGGACCACUGGAGCCUCCCCCAAUUCCAAAGCCCUGGAGCUUAAGUUGUCUCAGACCCGCACCUCCUCUUAGACCGUCAGCAGCUCUAGGUUACAAAGAGGAUUCCAGCAAGAGCCCCAAAACAAUGAAGAAGUUUCUCCAUAAAAGAAAAACAGAGAGAAAAGCAUCAGAGGAAGAAUAUGUCAUUAGGAAAAGCACAGCAGCCUUGGAAGAAGAUGCCCAGAUCUUGAGAGUGAUUGAGGCCUACUGCACCAGUGCCAGUGCAGGCCUUCAGCAAAGCCAUGGCUCAGGUGCUCGCAAGGACUCCAUCCCACAAGUCUUACUCCCAGAGGAAGAGAAAAUUAUUGUGGAAGAGACAAGGAGCAAUGGGCAGACAGUUAUAGAAGAAAAAAGCCUCGUUGAUACUGUUUAUGCGCUGAAGGAUGAAGUCAAGGAAUUAAAGCAGGAGAAUAAAAAAAUGAAGCAAUGCCUAGAAGAAGAAUUGAAGUCAAGGAAAGACUUAGAAAAGUUAGUCAGGAGGCUCUUGAAGCAAACCGAUGAGUGCAUGAGGGCAGACUCGGGUAGCAAGGCUUCCCUCCUGGCUUGAGGUUACCCGAAUCACGCUGCCGGCAUUCACUCAUGUGCAUCUUGGGAUCUCCGGGAAAGGAAGAUCAGACCUUUUGAUUCACUUUGCUCCUCGCCUUGUCUGCUUUUUGUGUAUUUGACUGUUUUCUAUUAUGGGGGAAAUCAGGAGUCUGUAGUAGAAAUAGCCUUCCAUUCAAAGAGGAUAUGAAACAAAUAGAAAUUAUUGCAAUGAGAAGGGGCAGCAAAGGCCCUAGAUUCACAGUUCAUCCAAUCUCUUCUUCAGCUGAAUGGGUCACUAGUUCUUUGGACAAAGCUGCUUUCCAAAAAGCUGCCAAGUGGUGCCCAAUAAGGGAGACUGGCUCACUCACUCCUUCCUCCCAAAGAAGCCUCUCAGUUAGUCAUUCAAGAAGCAUUGGUUAAGCCCCCACUAUUUGCCAGGCUGGAGAUACAAAGACAAAAACAAAAUGACUUGUCCUCAAGGAGCUUACACUCUACUCAGGAAGGGUCAGUGUGACAAGUCAAUACCAAAUAGAUACAAAAUCGUUAUGGAAUACUCGGGGGAUGGCGCUAAUAACUGGGAGGUGGGGUGGGUGAGGAAUCGAGAAAGGCCUUCCAAAGGAAUGGGAAAGCACUGCUCUGUUCAUCCAGAUCGUCCAACUUGUGGCCCUCCUCCUUCAUGUACACACAUUCAGGUUUUUUCUUGGAUUUCCCAACGAGAUAGUGUAGUAGACUCAGUAGUCCUUUUGUUGCUUUUGUGUUGGUUUCAUUGACAUGCUUGAUUUCACUUGAUGGAGCAGGAGCAACCAUCCUUGCCACGAAUGCUGAGCUGUGAUGCCGGUAGCCUAUUUCUAGCGUGUGAUGACAGUGUUGCGGCAGCUUCUCCAGCUAGAGCAUCAUAGAUGGUUUGCAUUUCCCCAGUGCUUGGACUUAACCAUAGUCAAGGGUACAUCAUUCUGUUUGGAACGUGCUUUUGCUUACUACUCCCCUCCUUGUAGUCAGACCAUGAGCUCGCUGGGACAUUUCCAAGUCUCCACCAAGAGAAGAGGCUGAGUUCUAACAGGAGAUGCUCACUCACUCUCCUUGGCCCACUAAUAGGUUGUGGCAAGAGUUGGAGCAGUCCCCAAGCCCCAUCCCCACCAAGGAGGGAGCCUUUCAAUAUCAUUUACAAGAAUCUGCUCUACUCAGGAAGGCCAAUGUCUGUCCACCUGCAAGUGUGGCCUGCUUGGAGCCGGCAUAUCUGCCUUUCUGGCUCCCCCCUUUUCCUCAUGGGAUCCCAGCAGUCCAGAUUGGGCCGUAGCUCAUGGUCAUAGACAUAGUCAGCAGAUCCCAGGCAUGAUUCAGUGCAAUUUAGGAAAGGAUGUGUGGUAGAUACUUAGCAAGUCCCCAAAGCAGGUGCGGCUUUGUCCUGGUGGGACAGAUCCCUUUUGAGGGAUGGAAAAAAGAUUGAAAAACAAAACAGAAGUGAACCAAAAAAAAGUUGUUCUCCAGAUGUAUUGGCCAGGAAUACUGAUGAGUGACAGUUUAUGCAAAUGCUGUUUUAAAACACCCCCUCACCCAUUCAAACUUGAUUGCUGUGCUCCCCAAAGUGGCCACCCCUCCCUCCUGGUACUCGGUACUCGGUGGUCUCCAGUUCCUGCUGCUACACAGUAUGGUACGUGGCUUUUUGCUUGCUGCCCCCCCGGGAAAGUACUCUUCUCAGGAAGUAGGCUGGCCAAGGUAAUGCUGGGAAAGAACCAUGCUCCCCUGUCACCUACCUAAAUUCAUCUGGGCCAAUCUCAUCCUCAUAGGUUCCAAAGGGUCAGGAAAGUCUGAGAGGGACUUUUACCUUGUAAAGGGAGCUCAGCUCUCUCAUUUUUCAGAUGAGGAAACCAAGGCCUAGCACAUUUUGGAGAUCAGUCUAGGCCUCAUUUUUGUCCUCUCUAAAAUGAGGGGCUUGAACUAGACAGUCUCUGCAGUCCCCUCUCAGUUUAGAUCUCUGAUAAGCUAUUUUCUUCACAUAGCAAGGAACAUGGCUAUUUUGAGGGCUCAGACAUCAUCCCCGAUAAAAGCUAGGCCUCAUUUGAAUUGUCCCCUCCGAAGUUACAGAACAAUGUGAAGACAAUGAACAGGAAACUCCUGGUGACAUAAGGAACUUAAAUGGAUCAUAGUCACGGCAGGAAAGCAGACCGUGCCGAAAAACAAUUUUCUAAUGCUGAGCUAUACAGACGCCUGCUGAAGAGGUCUCUGGGCCCCUGAUGGGAGAAGCAUGGUACUUCGGGUAACGGAACCCAUACUGAGCAUGGUUGUCGCAGUUACGAACCAAAUGACAAGAGCGAGGAAAUGAAGCCAUGUGAAUUCGCCAGCACUGGUUCCAUAUUUGCUUUUGUAAAUAUCUUGUCCCGUUAUCCUCUCGAUUGCUGCCUCACUGUGAAGAGGCGGCUCCAUUUAUCUUCUCCCAGGGUAGGCUAAUUUCCUGUCAUUUCUCUUAUGCAAACCCAGUUUUUCUAACCUGUUUUGAUUUUGAACGCUUUUUAAAAUGACAUUUUCAAUCAAUAAAGGACGACAAUGCCUUAUAAAUGAGA